GGCGCUGCUCCCCACGGUAUAACGGGACGGUGAAGGAAGCUGAGUGUAGGGGAGGAGAAAGAGAGGCUGAGAGUCAGUGCGGGACGUGUGUAUACACAAUCCGGAGUGAGCGCAGUGAGGCGAGGAUGUAUGAGGAGAACCUGACUUUGCACAGACCCCGCUAUGGAUCUAUUGUGGAUGAUGAAAGACUCUCUGCGGAGGAAAUGGAUGAGAGGAGGCAUCAGAACAUUGCCUAUGAAUAUUUAUGCCACCUAGAGGAAGCCAAACGAUGGAUGGAAACAUGCCUACAUGAAGAAUUACCGCCUACCACAGAGCUUGAAGAAGGAUUGAGAAAUGGUGUCUAUCUUCUCAAACUUGCAAAGUUCUUUGCUCCCAAAUUAGUCUCUGACAGAAAGAUCUAUGACAUUGAACAAACAAGAUUCAAGCGUUCUGGACUACAUUUCCGACACACUGACAAUACAGUGCAGUGGCUCAGAGCAAUGGAUUCAGUUGGAUUACCCAAGAUCUUUUAUCCUGAGACGACAGACGUUUAUGAUCGGAAAAAUAUGCCUCGAGUGAUCUACUGCAUACAUGCACUAAGUUUAUACCUGUUCAAACUUGGGAUAGCCCCUCAAAUCCAAGACUUGCUGGGAAAAGUGGAUUUUACAGAGGAGGAAAUAAGUAAUAUGCGUAAGGAAUUGGAGAAGUAUGGUAUUCAGAUGCCAGCAUUCAGUAAAAUUGGUGGAAUUCUGGCAAACGAACUUUCAGUUGAUGAAGCUGCUUUACAUGCUGCAGUAAUUGCAAUCAAUGAAGCAAUAUCUCGAGGGAAUGCUGAGGAGACCAUAAAGGCUUUAAUGAAUCCAAAUGCCAUUUUGACUAAUAUAGAGAACAAUUUGGCUCAGGAUUACCAAAAUAAAUUGUCUCAGGCCAAACAAACAAAGCAAGAGAGUGCCCAAAGCAAGAGCGAUUCUAUUAAAGCAGAAGAGAGAGAUAUGUAUGAGGAACUUCUGACCCGUAUGGAGAUUCAAGACACUAUUGAUCAGGUCAAUGUGAAUAAAGGUUUACAACAAGUAAAUGAAGCCCUAGAGAAACAUGAUCAGGAUAAUUUACUGGCUGGUCUGCAAUUCCCUCCACUAACGCUUGUGGGUGUAAAACCGGAGAAUUCCACAUGGUAUCUCUCACACUUGUAUGCUCACAGAGAACAGAAAUUACAGGAAGAGAAUUUUUCUGGUAUGCUUACCAAGGAUGACCUUCAAGCAGGAGUUAACCUUUCCAAUGACCAGGCUGAAGCCCAUAAACUUAAGCUUGAAGCUGUUGAAAAGAUUAAUGCUGCAAUCCGCAAUGGUGAUGCAGCCCAGACUAUGAAAGCAUUAAUGGUGCCACAGGCUCAGUUGCCUGCAGUAUACUCUCAUAUGGCUGACUUGUACCAGGUAGAACUGUCCAACCUGCAGAAACAGAAUCCUGAGGGGCAGCUGACUCAUGAAGAACUUGCUAUAGCAGUGGAGAUGUUGUCUGCAGUGGCUGCUCUGAAUGAAGCGUUGAUCAUGAAUGAUGUUCACGCUGUGAUACAGCACCUCACCAGCCCUUCUAUUGGAGUGAGCAACCUGCACGAUGCAAACACACAACGGUAUGCGGAUAUGCUGGUACUAAUGAAGAGGCAAGCUGCAGACCAAGGACUGCAGUACCUCAGCUGGAAUGACAUUCAAAACUGUAUUGGAGAAAUCAACUUGCAAGUCCAGGAAGAAAAUGAAAAGAUCAUUGCAGCUGGCCUUAUCAAUGAGAUAAUAGAUAAAAAAGAUCCUCAUAAAACACUGGAAGCAUUACUGAUGCCGACUGCUAAAUUACAGGGCGUGAAAUCCUCAAUAGCAUGUCAUUAUCAAGAUGUUCUAUGGCACACUAAGCAACAGAAGUGCAAGGCGUCUCAGGAUGAUUCAGCUGUAUUGUGGUUGGACGAGAUACAGGAAGCGAUCAUUUCUGCAAAUAAGGAUACUGAUGAUGCUCAUUGCUUGGCUGUUGCAAUAUCUAAGAUUAACUCUGCAAUUGAGAUGGGUGAUCCACAGCUAACAUUGACUACAAUACAGUCUUCCAACAUAACCGCGAGAGGGCUUGUACCAGAAUGUGCUGAUACCUAUCAGAAUGAACUCUCUGAAGCAAAAAGGAAAAAGACUGGAGAUGAACCAAAUGGAAGUGUGUGGGUUAUGCACAAGAUAAAAGACAAAUAUGCAUACUACUACAACCUGGAAACUACAGACGGCACAUGGGACAAACCAGAAAAUUUUGUUCAGAACAGUACUCAGCUCAAUAGAGAAGAAAUUCAGGAUACCACUGGCCAAGUCACAGCCGAUUACCACCGUGAGCAGCUCUGGUUAGCGAAGGAGAGUCAGAUUAUCUGUCUGCAGGCACGAGCUCGAGGUUACCUUGUAAGAAAAGCUUACAAAGAACGAUUGAACUACCUCCACAAACAGGAACCUUCUGUCAUCCGAUUACAGUCUUCUUGGAAAGGAUAUAAACAAAGAAAGGCUUACAAGGACAGGCUAAUGGUCCUGCAAAACAAUGUUGCAGCUGUUGUUAAGAUCCAGUCUUUUGUGAAGAUGUGGAAGACCAGAAAAGCAUAUCGUGCAAGAUGCCAGUACUUCAAAGAUCAUACAAAAGAAAUAAUUAAAAUCCAGGCAUUCCUAAGAGCAAAUAAAGCUAAAGAUGACUACAAAACCCUGAUCAGUGCAGAGGAGCCCCCGCUGAAUGUUGUACGUAAGUUUGUUCACCUGCUGGAUCAGAGUGCCUUGGACUUUGAGGAAGAACUGGAAGUUACAAGAAUAAGGGAGGAAGUUGUUACCAAAAUCCGCUCUAAUCAGCAGCUAGAGAAGGACCUCAACCUGAUGGACAUUAAGAUUGGGCUUCUUGUGAAAAAUAGGAUAACAUUACAGGAUGUGAUUUCCCACAGCAAGAAAAUGGAUAAGAAGAACAAGGGCCAAGCUGUGGAAGUGAUUUCGGGUGGGCAAGGGCUAAAAUCACUCAGCAAAGAAAAUAGGAAAAAACUGGAAGCAUACCAACAUCUCUUCUACCUGCUGCAGACAAAUCCAACCUAUUUGGCCAAACUGAUCUUCCAGAUGCCUCAAAACAAGUCAACUAAAUUCAUGGAUACUGUCAUCUUCUCCUUGUACAACUAUGCAUCAAACCAGCGAGAAGAAUAUCUGCUGCUAAAACUCUUUAAAACUGCUUUGGAGGAAGAAAUCAAGUCUAAGGUGGAUCAGGUUCAAGAUAUUGCCACUGGAAACCCCACGGUCAUUAAAAUGGUAGUUACCUUCAACCGUGGUGCGCGUGGACAGAAUGCUCUGAGGCAACUGCUUUCUCCUGUAGUGAAAGAAAUAAUGGAGGAUAAAACACUCGCUAUAAAUACAAACCCCGUGGAGGUAUACAAGGCCUGGGUAAAUCAAAUGGAGAUGCAAACUGGUGAGGCCAGCAAACUGCCAUAUGAUGUCACAGCAGAGCAGGCCUUGUCACAUGAAGAAGUGAAGACCAAACUCGAAACCUCAAUGCGCAACCUGCAAGCUGUCACCGAUAAGGUUCUCAUGUCAAUUAGCACAUCCUUGGACACCAUUCCUUAUGGAAUGAGGUAUAUAGCCAAAGUUCUGAAGAAUUCGUUGCAUGAAAAGUUUCCUGAUUCCACUGAAGAUGAACUGCUAAAGAUUGUAGGCAACCUUCUUUACUAUCGCUACAUGAACCCAGCCAUUGUUGCUCCUGAUGGCUUUGAUAUCAUUGAUAUGACAGCUGGGGGUCAGCUCCAUCCUGAUCAACGGCGGAACUUGGGCUCAGUGGCAAAAGUGCUACAGCACGCUGCUUCAAAUAAGCUAUUCGAAGGAGAAAAUGCACAGUUAUCAUCAAUGAAUGCCUACUUAUCACAGACUUACCAGAAAUUUAGGAAUUUUUUCCAGUUAGCCUGUGAUGUACCAGAACCAGAAGAAAAAUUUAAUAUUGAUGAAUACUCUGACAUGGUGACACUAAGCAAACCGGUUAUUUACAUCUCCAUUGAAGAAAUUAUAAAUACUCACUCGCUGCUGUUAGAACACCAAGAAGCUAUUUCACCAGAUCAUAAUGACCUAUUGCAUGAGUUACUGGAAGGACUGGGAAGUGUACCUGAUGUUGAAACUCUGAUUGGGGAGGGCGCAGUUGACCCAAAUGACCCCAACAAAGAGAAUGUACUUUCCCAGCUUGCAAAGACAGGAGUCUCUCUCACGCUGACCAGCAAGAUUGAUUUGCGAGAGGGGGAUGACAGAGACAUGAAGAUUUUGAUGAUAAAGACCAAACAGUUGAUUGUGGAUGUGAUCAGAACUCAGCCAGGCGAAACGUUGACUGAAAUCCUGGAAACACCAGCGUCCUCACAGCAGCUGUUCAGGAGAGAGAAAGUGACAGUAGAAUUGGACCACACACCAUUCAAAUUAUCUGCAAAGCAUGUGGUUUCAUUUGCAGAGACAUCAUUGGAUGUGAAAUACAAACCAGGGAAAUUGAUGUUUAAGAAUGUCCUCUUUGACAUCACACCAAGUGAAGAAGUGGGAGACUUUGAAGUCAAAGCCAAGUUCAUGGGAGUAGAAAUGGAAAAAGUUCAACUUCAUUUUCAGGACCUGCUGGAGCUACAGUAUGAAGGUGUGGCUGUCAUGAAGAUGUUUGGCAAGGCGAAAGUCAACGUAAAUCUGCUAGUUUUCCUACUAAAUAAAAAGUUCUAUGGAAAAUGAACCAUUCACACUAGCAAUUCUGACUGUCAAAUACACAUUAAAUUCUUUCCUUUUCAUUAAUUCAACAAAUAUUAAGUUUAGUCAAUGGCAGAGUCACAAAGAUAUUUAAAAUAUCCAUUGUAUUGCUUUUUUUAAGGAAAACACAUCACAGUAUUGGACCAAAACUGAUUUCUGCUGUUGUACUUUCUGCAUUAGAACCAAGCUGCCUUGGUAUUAUCAACAGUUCUCAGCUUUGAUUUCUAAUUUUAAAAGUUGAUACAGAAGAAUAUUGUGUAAGAAAAUGGGUGCAUAUGGAUGAUUUGCUGUUUGAGUUACUUGUUUUAUUUGACACUGCACUUAAUUAUAUUUUUCAAAAGGUAGUAAAUACAGGAACCCCAGUUUAAAAUACUCUUAACUAGUAUAAGAGCCACGGAAUCCAGAUGCAUUGUACCUUUACCAGUUGAUGGUUUAAUAUAUUCCUUAGAGAUUUCAACAUAUUCACAAACCACUUUCUCCCCUCAUAAUCAUGGUUGAGUUGUGGACCUGCUACCUGUCAGACCACAAAUGGCUUUUUCUAGCAAUCAAGGAAGAAGCUGUAUGUUAAAAAUGGGCUGCUAAAAUUAUGAACACAGAACGAGCAGAAAAGUGCCACUUAAAUUCUGUGAUGAUUUUGGUUAAGUACAAAAUUGCCUUUCACUUCUGCCUAUUGCUUCGCCUGUAGCUAAGAGUCUCUGCGAAUUGCCUUCUUGCCUCUAAUGGUCUAAAGAGUAUUUCAAGUUUGGUUUUGUUUUGACAAGGUUCAUAUUCAAGGACAAAAACAGAAAUUGCUGGAAAAACUCAGCAGGUCUGGCAGCACCUUUGGAGAGAAAGCAGAGUCAAUGUUUUGUGUCCAAAACACACUAACUCUGCUUUCUCUUCACAGAACUGCCAGAUCCAUUGAGUUUUUCCAGAAAUGUCUGUUUUUCUUUCAGAUUUCAAGCAUCCACAGUUUUUUUUUCAUAUUCAAGGAAAUGCCUUAAUUCAAAUUUAGACUCCAUGUGAUACAAGAUGUAAAGCUAUAUCCAGCAUCUUUUACUCUGAAAUUUUUCAUUCCUGAUUAUUCAAGUGUGCUUUUACUGAGUGACAACACCAGAGAUCUCUCAAUUCACAUAACCAUACAUGCAUAUCUACAACACUUCCAAAAUCCAUUGCUCAUAAUUUUUACAUUUCAGAUGUAUCACAGACAAAAAAGCUUUAUUACAGAGAAAUUCAACUUCAGGAAAACAAGUUCUGUCAGAAUAACUCAGGUCUAAGUUGAAAUCUAAAUAUGCUGCUUACACAGGAAGAAAGCAAUACUUACAAUUGAGCUGUGCAUCACACACUUCUACAGAAUGCUGUCCAUUGAACUGAAUGAACCAUCUGACUGCCACAAAAUUCAUUUGUGUUGAUAACAAUAAACUUGCUUGGCUAGCAAUUAAUUCCAUGGAUCUUUCACAGCAAUAAUUCCUUAUGACUGUGUAUGUUACUUGAUGCUCCCAUUUGUUACAUGCUUGUUAGUUGGAAAAUUUGCUUGUGAUUACCCAAUAAUAAAAGCAUAAAAUACAGGCACAGAUUAAAUUCUGCAACCUUUUGGUGAUUAUCUUCUAAUCUGACACUUCAACUUUCUGUUAUCAGUAUAGACAUAGCUUUACAAGCUGGUGUAACUGAGCAGGUUGCAGAAGCACUAGAAAUGUUGUUCUUUAUUCAUGAAAUUUUUUAGUUGUGAUUUAGAAACCAUCUUCCUGAAUCCUAUAGUUUUGAAUAUUGAUCUUUAAAAUAAAAGCAAUAGAACAAUGGCUUUACUUUCUAUGUAACUGGAGCAAAGCAGCAUUGAUCUGACCUCCAAGCACAAGUGUUUUCAUGUUGCUUACUUAGUUUAAGAAUAAUUAAAAUUAAUCAUUUUAUUUAAAUAGUUGGCUUUAAAUGCAGUGUACAAUUCCAGUUAUGAAACAUUCCAUUAAAAUGUUCAAUGUAAAAAGAUGAUAUUUUAUGAUUUAUACAUUACAAGAUAAUAAAUAUGCACUACUGCCUAACGGCCAAAAAUAUAUUUCCAGCCAAUGUGUACUACCUGUAGAGUGGUAUUAAAGUAAUGAUUUGGCUCUAGUGAUUGAUUUAUGUAUGUCAGUUCAAAUCGACACUUUUGUGCCUUUUGUAUGUAAACUGCUCUGUCCCCAUUGUGAUGGCUAUUUAAAGCUAUUCUUUUAAACCAAAAUAUUGGAAUCUCAUUUGAUGACGUUGAUUUUUCAAUGGUUGUCUGCCUUUCAAAUUGUGUAAAAUAAAUCUUCCUAAAGAGUU
Molecule: messenger RNA, 7001 nt
Organism: Rhincodon typus (whale shark)
Lineage: Eukaryota; Metazoa; Chordata; Chondrichthyes; Orectolobiformes; Rhincodontidae
Gene: iqgap2
Product: IQ motif containing GTPase activating protein 2
Exons: 36
Coding region: 126-4709 (1527 amino acids)
Biological process (GO): regulation of actin cytoskeleton organization; regulation of GTPase activity
Cellular component (GO): cytoplasm
Molecular function (GO): GTPase activator activity; actin filament binding; calmodulin binding
Source: RefSeq, a predicted model, not a curated record